Messenger RNA from Drosophila kikkawai, 1208 nucleotides. It is a transcript of the gene Trm7-34, whose product is annotated as tRNA methyltransferase 7-34. Lineage: Eukaryota; Metazoa; Arthropoda; Insecta; Diptera; Drosophilidae. Gene Ontology annotation, cellular component: cytoplasm. Gene Ontology annotation, molecular function: tRNA methyltransferase activity. The record is from RefSeq and is a predicted model, not a curated record. Gene Ontology annotation, biological process: tRNA methylation; cytoplasmic translation.
UGGGAAGACCCUAUAAUGUGAAUUGGCUAUUACAAGUGUACUGUACAAAAGUAGCCAUAUUUAGCGGGAAACCAGCUUAAUUAAUUCGGAUAUCUUCUAAAUGGAUUGUUUUGGAUUUACAGCUGAUUAACAAACUACGGUUUUCCAAUGGGAAGGACUUCGAAGGACAAACGUGACAUAUUCUAUAGGUUGGCCAAGGAGCAGGGAUGGCGGGCGCGGAGUGCCUUCAAACUUUUGCAGGCGGAUGAGACGUUCCGCCUUUUAGAAGGUCUCACACGAGCCGUUGACCUGUGUGCUGCUCCCGGCAGCUGGUCCCAGGUUCUGGCCAAGCGCAUCUACGAACCCCUUGGGCCGAGUGAGCGGAAAAAGGUGAAAAUCAUCGCAGUUGACUUGCAGGGCAUGGCGCCUAUAGAGGGCGUUACACAGCUGCGGGCGGACAUAAGUAAGAAAUCGACAGCGGAGGCCAUCAUCAAUUUUUUUGGAGGAGACAAGGCUCAGAUAGUGGUCAGCGAUGGAGCUCCGGAUUCUACCCGCAUGCAUGAAUUCGAUUGCUAUGUCCAAAGUGAGCUGAUCCUCUCCGCUUUGAGCAUUGCCACUUAUGUGCUGGAAACGGGAGGCUCCUUCGUGGCGAAGAUCUAUCGAGCGGAUAACAUCAGUCGCGUUUACACCCAGCUAAAGCGUUUCUUCCAGGAUGUGUGCGUGUUCAAACCUUCUGCGUCGCGGAAUUCCAGCAUUGAGGCCUUCGUGGUGGCAAGGCAGUUUUGUUUGCCCGAAGGUCACAAGCUUUGCAAUCUGACCUCCGAAUGGCACGAUCAUCCCGAGGCGUCGUGGGUGGUAAGGUUGAAGGGAGACCCUCCCAUCGUCCACGUGCCCUUUGUUGCCUAUAAUGGUGAUCUAGACUCUGAUCGCACCUAUGAUUUGGGUGAAAACUAUGUAUACAGGGAGGCAGUGCAGCAGCCACUGACAGCCGCUUAUCAGGAGGUUUUGAAGAAAACCGGCAAGGUGAAUCUUAAAUACAAGCCCAUCAAAGUUGUUCACGACAAUGAAUUGUACGUAGAUUGGAGAAAAGCAGCAUCUGACGAUGCGGUUUCAGAUAACAAGUAGCAGGAGUUUGAGGUGGCAAAAAGUAAUGAUAAGGAAACCUAAGAAGUGAUGAGGGACUUGUGCGUUCUUGAUGCUAAUUCCAAUAAAAAACUUUUUAUUUACAA